Messenger RNA from Pteronotus mesoamericanus, 7476 nucleotides. RefSeq names its product PR/SET domain 2 (gene PRDM2). Lineage: Eukaryota; Metazoa; Chordata; Mammalia; Chiroptera; Mormoopidae. Gene Ontology annotation, molecular function: histone methyltransferase activity; protein binding; DNA-binding transcription factor activity, RNA polymerase II-specific. The transcript has 10 exons. The record is from RefSeq and is a predicted model, not a curated record. Bases 478 to 5604 code for a protein of 1708 amino acids. Gene Ontology annotation, cellular component: chromosome; nucleus. Gene Ontology annotation, biological process: regulation of transcription by RNA polymerase II.
CUGCCUGCUAGCCAUCUCCUCUUGGACGUCUAAUGGACACCUCCAGUUCAAUCCAGCUAAUGUCCAUGAGAGCAUUUAGACUCAGGUCGUCUAUUUGCGUCCUCCUAUGUAAAUAAAUUCCAACAGGACUUAUUUACGUAGGAGGUGUCCUGUUCUGUGCAAGAGCCACAAUACCUAGAACUGUGUGAGGCACCACGGCAGGCAGGCAAUAAAUACAGUUGCAUCUGCCCUCCUGGAGUUUCAUUUUUGGGGGGUUAAACUAGGCUGGUCCUCUUGAGACGAGCGAAGAAUGGGGUUGAUGGUACUUAGUGAUGAGCCCAUUUUGCUACCUCUCCUCCUGGAAAGGCUGUGAAUUCUUGCUGUCUUUCAAUCUGCGCAGAAUCCCGAUCCUUCGGUGCUGUCAGACUGGACAAGGGCUCAUGUAAUCAAAGAAGUUUUUGUUGUGUGUAUCUUUUCAGAACACAACAGGAAUUGAAAAUGAAUCAGAACGCCGCUGAGCCUGUGGCAGCCGCGGAGACCCUGGCCGAGGUACCUGAACAUGUGUUUCGAGGACUUCCGGAGGAAGUGAGGCUCUCCCCCUCUGCUGUGGACAAGACUCGGAUUGGUGUCUGGGCCACUAAACCAAUUUUAAAAGGCAAAAAGUUUGGACCAUUUGUUGGUGAUAAGAAAAAAAGAUCUCAGGUUAAGAAUAAUGUGUACAUGUGGGAGGUAUAUUAUCCGAAUUUGGGAUGGAUGUGCAUUGACGCCACCGACCCAGAGAAGGGGAACUGGCUGCGCUAUGUGAACUGGGCUUGCUCAGGACAAGAGCAAAAUUUAUUUCCCCUGGAAAUCAACAGGGCCAUUUACUAUAAAACUCUAAAGCCAAUCGCGCCGGGCGAGGAGCUCCUGGUCUGGUACAAUGGGGAAGACAACCCCGAGAUAGCAGCUGCGAUUGAGGAAGAGCGAGCCAGCGCCCGGAGCAAGCGGAGCUCUCCGAAAAGCAGGAAAGGGAAGAAAAAACCCCAGGAAAAUAAAAACAAAGGAAACAAAACUGAAGACCUGCAGCUGAAGACAAGCGAGCCAGAUUCCGCCUCUGCAAGUAUGAGAGAUUCUGCAGACGGUUCCAAAGAAGAGGACGAGAAGCCUUCAGCGCCCGCAGCCGAGCAGACAGCUGAUCUUCAGGAGGUGGUUUGUCAGGAUGUGCUUCCAGAACUAGUCAUCCCUCCCCCUGCCUGUGAGCUGCAGGCAGAACCAGACGAGAAGCCAGAAGCAACAAACUGUGAGGUGAAUGACCUGGAGGAAGAAGAGGAGGAAGAAGAGGAGGAAGAUGAAGAAUUGGAAGAAGAGGGAGAAGAAGAAGCUGACGUGCCAAAUGAAAGUUCUGUGAAAGAGCCAGAAAUACGGUGUGAUGAGAAGCUGGAAGAUUUAUUAGAAGAACCAAAAAAUAUUUCAAAAGAAACUGUUGAAGACUCUCCAGAGGUAACACCUGUUAACAAAAUCCCCAAAACUAAGGAGGAGGCUAAUGGUGAUGUAUUUGAAACAUUGAUGUUUCCAUGUCAGCAUUGUGAAAGGAAGUUUACAACCAAACAGGGGCUUGAGCGUCACAUGCAUAUCCAUAUAUCUACAGUCAGCCAUGCUUUCAAAUGCAAGUACUGUGGGAAAGCAUUCGGCACACAGAUUAACAGGCGGAGGCAUGAGCGUCGUCACGAGGUGGGGUUAAAGCGAAAACCCAGCCUAACACUACAGCCAUCGGAAGACCCAGCUGAUGGCAAAAUAUCUGGAGACAGCGCUACCCCGAAAGAUGACUCGAACCCUCCUAAUCUUGGGCAAGACUGUCUGCUCUUGAGUUCAGAGAAAGCUUCCCAAGAAACAGUAAAUUCUUCUGUUGUAGAAGAGAAUGGAGAAGUUAAAGAGCUUCAUCCAUGCAAAUACUGUAAAAAGGUUUUUGGAACUCAUACUAACAUGAGGCGCCAUCAGCGGAGAGUUCACGAACGCCACCUGAUCCCCAAAGGCGUGCGGAGAAAAGGAGGCCUCCUGGAAGAGCCGCAGCCGCCCGCCGAGCAGGCCCAGCCUGUCCAGAAUGUCUACGUACCGAGCACAGAGCCAGAGGAGGAAGGGGAGGGAGAUGACGUGUACAUCAUGGAUAUUUCCAACAAUAUCUCUGAAAACUUAAAUUACUAUAUCGAUGGUAAAAUUCAAACCAGCAGCAGCACCAGUAACUGCGAUGUGAUCGAGAUGGAAUCCAGCCCGGCAGACCUGUACGGUAUAAAUUGCCUGCUCACUCCAGUCACGGUGGAAAUCACUCAAAAUAUAAAGACCACGCAGGUGCCCAUAACAGAUGAUCUUCCUAAAGAGCCUUCCAGCAGCACAAACAGUGAGUCCAAGAAACGGAGAACUGCCAGUCCUCCCGUGUUACCCAAAAUUAAAGCAGAAGCAGAGCCUGAGCCUGCAGCCCCCUCGUGCUCCCUAAGCCUGCCCCUGAGCAUAUCCACCACAGAGGCGGUGUCUUUCCACAAAGAGAAGGGCGUGUAUUUGUCAUCCAAGCUCAAGCAGCUCCUUCAAACCCAGGAUAAACUCACUCCUCCUGCGGGGAUGUCGGCCGCUGAGAUCCCGAAGUUAGGUCCUGUCUGUGUGUCCGCUCCUGCAUCGAUGCUGCCCGUGACCGCGAGCAGGUUUAAGCGGCGGACCAGCUCCCCUCCCAGUUCUCCCCAGCACAGUCCUGCCCUUCGAGAUUUUGGAAAGCAAAGCGAAGGUAAAGCUGUGUGGACUGACGCGGUUCUGAGUUCCAAAAAGCCCAAAUUAGAAAGUCACAGCAACUCCCCAGCGUGGAGUGUGUCUGGGCGAGACGAGAAGGAAGCCGUGAGCCCUCCAUGCUUUGAUGAAUACAAGGUGUCCAAAGAGUGGGCAGCCAGCUCCACUUACAGCAAUGUGUGCAACCAGCAGCCGCUGGAUUUGUCCAGCGGGGUCAAGCUGAAGGCCGAGGGCGCAGCCAAGACUCCAGUCCAGUGGGAAUCUGUGUUAGAUCUCAGCGUGCAUAAAAAGCCUUGUAGUGAUUCGGAAGGCAAGGAAUUCAAAGACAGUAACGUGGCGCAGCCAGCGUGCAGUGCUGUCAAGAAAAAGAAACCGACCACCUGCAUGCUGCAGAAGGUUCUUCUCAAUGAAUACAACGGCAUCGGUGUACCCAUUGAAAGCACGUCAGAUGUGACAAGGAGCCCGAGUCCUUGUAAAUCUUUAGAUCCCCAAGCUGAACCUGACCUUGGCCCCGACGCUAGCUUAUCUGCUCCUGCUAUGGAGUCCCCACCUGACGUUUCUCCUUCAUCUCCUGCCCUGCAGACACCCUCCCUUUCUUCUGGGCAGCUGCCUCCUCUCUUGAUGCCAACACAUCCCUCGUCCCCUCCGCCCUGCCCUCCUGUGUUGACUGUUGCCACACCGCCGCCUCCACUGCUUCCUACCAUACCUCUUCCAGCCCCCUCUUCUAGGGCGUCUCCUCACCCGUGUCCCUCCCCGCUCUCAAAUGCUACGGCACAGUCCCCACUUCCAAUUCUCUCUCCUACGGUGUCUCCCUCGCCAUCCCCCAUUCCUUCCGUGGAGCCUCUCAUGUCGGCUGCCUCGCCGGGGCCUCCUACACUUUCAUCAUCAUCUUCUUCAUCAUCUUCAUCUUCAUUCUCUUCUUCAUCUUCCUCUUCUUCCCCCUCCCCCCCUCCUCUCUCCGCAGUAUCAUCCGUCGUCUCCUCUGGGGAUAAUCUGGAAGCCUCUCUCCCCAUGAUAUCUUUCAAACAGGAGGAAUUAGAGAACGAAGAUAUGAAACCCAGGGAAGAAUCCCAGUCUGCAGUUGAACAGGAUAUGGUUCAGGAAACAUUCAACAAAAACUUUGUCUGCAAUGUCUGUGAAUCACCUUUUCUUUCCAUUAAAGAUCUAACCAAACAUUUAUCUGUUCAUGCUGAAGAAUGGCCCUUCAAAUGUGAAUUUUGUGUGCAGCUUUUUAAGGCUAAAACUGAUUUGUCAGAACAUCGCUUUUUGCUUCAUGGAGUUGGGAAUAUCUUUGUGUGUUCCGUUUGUAAAAAAGAGUUUGCUUUUUUGUGCAAUUUGCAGCAGCACCAGCGAGAUCUCCACCCAGAUAAGGUGUGCACACACCACGAGUUCGAAAGUGGCACUCUGAGGCCGCAGAACUUCACAGACCCCAGCAAGGCCCAUGUGGAGCAUAUGCAGAGUUUGCCAGAAGACCCUUUAGAAACAUCGAAAGAGGAAGAGGAGUUAAACGAUUCUUCCGAAGAGCUUUACACGACCAUAAAAAUAAUGGCUUCUGGAAUAAAGACAAAAGAUCCAGAUGUUCGAUUGGGUCUCAAUCAACAUUACCCAAGCUUUAAACCACCUCCAUUUCAGUACCAUCACCGAAACCCCAUGGGUAUUGGGGUGACGGCCACCAAUUUCACUACCCACAACAUUCCACAGACUUUUAGCACUGCCAUUCGCUGUACAAAGUGUGGCAAAGGUGUAGACAACAUGCCUGAGUUACACAAACAUAUCCUGGCAUGUGCUUCUGCUAGCGACAAGAAGAGGUACACCCCCAAGAAAAAUCCAGUACCGCUGAAACAAACUGUGCAACCCAAAAACGGUGUGGUGGUUUUGGAUAACUCUGGGAAGAACACCUUCAGGCGGAUGGGACAACCCAAAAGACUGAACUUCAGUGUCGAGCUCAGCAAAGUGUCCCCAAAUAAGCUCAAAUUAAAUGCAUUGAAGAAAAAAAACCAGCUUGUCCAGAGAGCAAUCUUGCAAAAAAACAAAUCUGCCAAGCAGAAGGUCGAGUUAAAAAAUGCUUCGGAGUCCUCCUCGCACAUCUGCCCGUACUGUAACAGGGAGUUCACAUACAUUGGCAGCCUCAAUAAGCACGCUGCUUUUAGCUGUCCCAAAAAACCGCUUUCUCCUUCCAAAAAAAAAGUUUCCCACUCAUCCAAGAAAGGUGGGCACUCAUCACCUGCAAGCAGUGACAAAAGCAGCAGCAACAGCCACCGCAGAAGGACAGCGGAUGCUGAGAUUAAAAUGCAGAGCACGCAGGCUCCUUUGGGCAAGACCAGAGCUCGCAGCUCAGGCCCCGCCCAGAUGGUACUGCCCUCCUCAUCCUUCCGGUCCAAGCAGAAUGUCAAAUUUGCAGCUUCGGUGAAGUCCAAAAAACCAAGCUCUUCUUUAAGGAACUCGAGCCCCAUAAGAAUGGCCAAAAUAACGCAUGCCGAAGGGAAAAAACCCAAAGCUGUGGCCAAGAACCAUUCUGCUCAGCUCUCGAGCAAGACAUCCCGGAGCCUGCACGUGAGGGUACAGAAAAGCAAAGCCGUCCUACAGAGCAAAUCCGCCCUGGCCAGUAAGAAAAGAACAGACCGGUUCAAUGUAAAAUCGAGAGAGCGGAGCGGAGGGCCAAUCACCCGGAGCCUCCAGCUGGCAGCUGCUGCCGACCUGAGUGAAAGCAGGAGGGAGGACAGCAGUGGCAAGCAGGAGCUGAAGGACUUCAGCUACAGUCUCCGCCUGGCUACCCGGUGCUCUGCACCAGCCACCCCAUACGUCACCAGGCAGUGUCGGGGUGUCAAGGCCACGGCUGCAGCGCAGUUCCAAGGACCCCUCUUCAAAGAGUAGAAGCUUCGCCUGCUCCCUGACAGCACCUGAAGUGACUUGGAAUCAGCGAAGCCAAAGGGACUGGCCUUCUGCCCUGUGGGGAGUGCCGACCUCUUCCAGUUCCACGAGCCUGUGAGAGAGAGGGAGUGCGUGAGUGCGUGGAUGUGAGUAUGUGCGCGUGUGCGGUCUUCAGACGAGCGUCCGGAACCCCGCAGAGGCAGGGAGGCAGCCGAUUCCACCCCACGGAGGACCCUCGGGUGCCGCCCCGGACCGUGUUCUGCAGCCCAGCCUCUCUGCGUGGGUGGGGCCUCUCCUACUAUGCAAUUUUUCAAGAGCUCCUUGAUCCUGCUUUUUGCUUCUCGAGUUGCCCUUUGCCGAGGCGGGGACCUUGGUCUGGCCCAGGGGUCAGCUCCAGUCCUGUCCGAGGAAGGCCUUCAGGAGGAGGCCAGGCUCCCCUUCCGACCACCCAACCCCCCACCUCCUGCGUCCCCCACCAUUUCUGGGAAUCAAUCACGUGCAGACACAUUGGAGCCUCCCUGACUGUUCCCCUUGGCCUGUGCACUUGGAAAACCCCUUUCCUGGCCUGAGUAUUCUGAGCUGCAGGCCGUUGAGUCAUUUCCAGAUUUGAAACUGUGCAUCGGGAGAAAGCCCUUGUCCUCAUUUAUGGGUCAGGUUUCUCCCGUGGGACAGGUGCGUGGGGAGGAUGGGGCGAUGUCCCACAUGCUCCUUUGUCCCCCGUGGUUGGGACCAUCAACUCCUCUAGUGUCUGAGCUUCACAGAUUAGCUGCCACGGGAAACGAACAAACAGAAAUUGGGAAAUGAAUAUUCAAUUGGAAGUUAAAAAGCGUAGAGGGGGAAGAAGAAGAGAUUCUGGAAGCCCUCCAUCACCUGCCAGGGACUGGUGGAGGUGGCUCCGGCUCCCUGGGGGGACCGUCCAUGCCUCGGAGAAACGGGUGCGCUGAGCUAGGAGUUGGGACCCAGUGAGGGUCUUGGGUUUUGUGCCUUUGGGGCAGACCCCAGACAAGGAUGUCUGAGUCCACUCGUGCUGUUUCCUCUGCCCCAUUUUCAAGGGUAACAUAGCCAGCCCAAAGCGGAAGGAGGGGAAUUGGAAGUGCGCGAGUGGUCACAUGCAAAAAAGGGACUUUUUUUCAGGGCUACUAUGGUUGAUCUUGCAACUCUGUAAAUAUGUAUGUAGACAGUUUUAAAAGCACGUAUUUAUGUCCCUGACUGUAAAUGCCCCAUUUUUAAAGUUUUAUAACUUGUGUUAUUUAAUUAAUCAGUCGACCGGCUGCAGUGCGGGCUCUGAUAACAGUCCAGGAGAAAGUUCUCGGGAGAUCCUCACACGGGCAGAAAAAUGCUGAUCGUUGGCCUACGUCACAAUUUCCCUGUUUCCCGCCCAGCUAACAACUGUUGUUUGUUUUAAAUUUUCAUAAACUGGAAGGAAUCCUUUGGCCUGCUCCUGAAAUUAACCCUCACAAGCAUGAAAAUCUGUGGCUGUUCCCUAUCCCAGUGAUACGAUCUUGUCCCAUAAAUGUCCACACUCCCAAACUGUGCACUCAGCCUCUUAGUUCUUGAGGGUUCUCCCCGUUUAGCAGCGAGGGUAGGUUUACGAAUCCAAAACUUGAAAGUCACCUUCAGCCAAUGGCAAAUUCUGGAAAUGCUGUGUGUGGGGGGUGGGGAGCCACUCAUUUUUUUGCAUGUGCAAACAUGCUGCUCAGCUGUCAACACUCUGAGGCUGUCAGGAAAACUGCUACGAGCCAUCCAGUCAUGAAAAGGGGGAGCAAUUUUACAAAGAGUGGCGUUUCCUGGCCCGUGGUGGCUUUGGAGCGUGGGUUGGGACCUCAGCUCUGUAUCUGCCCUGUGAAGAAAAUUAACAAUAAAAGUGUGACGUGC